UCUUCCUUCUUGACAGCCACAUAAAUCUCCCCUUCAUCUUCUUCCCACCUCUCUGUUUCAGACAUGUACGGCCUGAGAAGCAGAGCUCAAAGCUCUUCAAAUCCCACCGCCUCCAUUUCCGCCAUUUUCACCUUCUUUUCCGUUCUUUUCCUUUGCUCCUUCAAACCCAUUUCUUCAAAUCCCCAAACCCACCAAACCGCUCGAUCCCUUUGCAAUGGCACUCUGUUUCCAAAUCUCUGUUUCUCAAAGCUCUCCUCUUUUCCCCAACUUGCCUCCCUCUCGCCGGAAAAGCUCGCCGGCUCCGCCCUCAACUUCACCAACGAUGAGGUUCACGGUGCCUACGCCAAUUGCUCCAAGCUCAAGACUCUCUUCUAUGGAGGCCUGAAUCCCACCGACCGCCGCGCCCUCGAUGACUGCCUUGAGCUUCUCGAUGGCAGCAUUGCCGAACUCCAAACUUCGAUUUACGAUCUUUCCCCGUCGCAGUCCGCCGCCCGCCACUCCCACGAUCUGUUGACGUUGGUCAGCGCCGCCAUGACUAACCACCGGACUUGUCUUGAUGGGUUUUAUAAUAGUUCCGGGACUGUCAGGAAACGGGUGGAGCUGUAUUUGGGGAAAAUCGAACAGCAUUUGAGUAUUGAUUUGGCUAUGCUGAAGAAAAUCCCUGGAGUUAAACGGGCUGCCACGGCGGAAGAGGUGUUGCCGGAGUAUGGGGCGGUGAGAGGUGGGUUUCCGAUGUGGGUUUCGGUGAAGGAUCGGAGAUUGUUGCAGGCGUCGGUGAAUGAAACGAAGUUCAAUUUGGUGGUGGCGAAGGAUGGCUCCGGGAAUUUCACCACCGUCGGCGCGGCUGUCGCCGCCGCUCCAAAUUCGAGCACGACCAGGUUUGUAAUAUACAUAAAAGCAGGGGCCUAUUUUGAGAAUGUGGAAAUAGAACGGAAAAAGACAAACUUGAUGUUCGUCGGCGAUGGGAUCGGCAAGACGCUGAUAAAGGCCGACCGGAAUGUCGUCGACGGCUGGACUACCUUCCGAUCAGCCACCGUCGUGGCGGUCGGCAAUGGGUUCAUAGCGAAAGGCAUAACAUUCGAAAACUUUGCUGGUCCGAGCAAGCACCAAGCCGUAGCCUUCCGAAGCAACUCUGACUUCUCAGCAUUUUACCAAUGUAGCUUUAUCGGUUAUCAAGACACUCUCUACGUCCAUUCUCUCCGUCAAUUCUAUCGCGAAUGCGACGUCUAUGGCACCAUCGACUUCAUCUUCGGUAACGCAGCAGUCAUCUUCCAAAACUGUAAUCUCUAUGCUCGAAAACCCAACUCAAACCAACGCAACAUAUUCACAGCUCAAGGUCGUGAGGAUCCUAACCAAAAUACCGGAAUCUCAAUCCUCAACUGCAAGGUUGAAGCCGCCUCUGAUUUGCUCCCAGUUCUUCCCUCUUUUAGAACUUACUUGGGUCGACCCUGGAAGCUCUACUCGAGGACGGUUUUUCUCAAGUCAUUUAUUGGGCAAUUGGUUGAGCCAGUCGGAUGGCUUGAGUGGAGUGGGACAUUCGCAUUAGAUACUUUGUAUUAUGGGGAGUAUUUGAAUCGUGGACCUGGUUCUAAUACAACUGGACGAGUUACUUGGCCAGGUUAUCGGGUCAUUACUAACUCAACGGAAGCGAGUCAGUUCACAGUGGAGGCGUUUAUACAGGGUAGUGAGUGGCUGAACUCGACCGAGAUUCCUUUCUUCUCCGGUUUGGCUUGACCAUUAUCCCUCGAAGGUUCAAUGUUUCGAUGCUUUUUAUUUUUGUAGGGACUAAAAUGGUUUGAUGUUGUUCGAAGAAGUUAAAAGUUGCUUAAUCUAAGAUUAUAUAUCUAACCAGUUAUUAUGAACAAAUA
Molecule: messenger RNA, 1868 nt
Organism: Cucurbita moschata (crookneck pumpkin)
Lineage: Eukaryota; Viridiplantae; Streptophyta; Magnoliopsida; Cucurbitales; Cucurbitaceae
Product: pectinesterase-like
Exons: 2
Coding region: 64-1734 (556 amino acids)
Biological process (GO): cell wall modification
Molecular function (GO): pectinesterase activity; pectinesterase inhibitor activity
Source: RefSeq, a predicted model, not a curated record